Messenger RNA from Cydia pomonella (codling moth), 2138 nucleotides. RefSeq lists its product as uncharacterized. NCBI's taxonomy places the organism in Eukaryota, Metazoa, Arthropoda, Insecta, Lepidoptera, Tortricidae. The coding region runs from base 141 to 899 and encodes 252 amino acids. The transcript is spliced from 4 exons. The record is from RefSeq and is a predicted model, not a curated record.
UACGCACGGAACGACAAAAAAUAAUCAAUAGAAAACAACAUGCGCCCUGGCGCGUAUUAGACGUAACUUGACAGUAGGAUGAACUAAACAAUGUUAUUUCGUAGUGGAAAUGCGUUAGACUAGACAUAUAAAAAUCACAAAUGUUUGAUAGAACCAAGCAAUGUAAACUGUCGCACAAAAUGAUGAUUCGCUUAAACAAUUUUUUGUAUGUUUUUAAUUUGCGUCAAGGCACAAUUCUUAUCGCCGUCCACCAAAUCGCGCUUUCGUCUUUCGUUUUAAUUAUUUUAUUAGUUGGCAUUUCUCAUGUCGGCGAGAUGUUGUCAAUGCUUCACAACGACAUGGAAGACGAUGCAGAGAGACGAGGUUUCUUUGAGGUGACGUACGACCAGCAGCUCACGUUCCACGAGGGUGAAGUCAUGAGCACGAACAACCAAAGGAGGUUCGCUAAAGCGCAACAUCUGGCUUCAGUGACAGUAAUAUUCCUGUACACGAGCACGAUCCUCACAUCCAUCUACCUCAUGUGCUGCAUCUCGCUGCUGCACGGCGCCGUGAAGUACCGGCGAGAGUACGUGUUACCGUGGAUCCUGGCCGCUUGCGUAGGCGUGGUGUUGCUGCUGGCUGCUAUUAUUGUGGGCGACGGAUACCCCUGCGUUGUCAACUUGUUUGGCGGACAUAACCUCUACCAUUUCGGCUGCGCCCUCUUCGUCCUGACAUUCAUCUACGCGAUCUGCGCGGUGUCGAGCUUCGCCCUGGAGACGGGUGGGCGCUGCCGAGCCGCGCGCGCCGCCAGCGACGAGCGCGGCGAACGCCUGUUGCUACUCGACCACGCGGCGCACUCCAGCCUGCUGUCGGCCGCGCAGCUCAACAAGCUCACCAACACAAGGACGCACUUCGUUUAAGGCGGCGAUCCGUACAGUGUGGUAAUCGCAUAAAUUAUGCUGUCAAACAGUCUUUUAUUGUUCAGAGAGGGUUUGAUGAAGGUUGAAUCGGGCGCGGAUAUCGCCUAUGACAGAUGCUCAGUGUAAAUACUGGGUAAUCUCAUAACUCAUCCAAAUAAAAAGUUAAUUGUGUUAAUUUAAAAUUGAAAGGAAAAUAUGCGACUCUGUCCCAUUUAGAAAAGAUUACAACUUGAUUAAUACGUAUUAAAAUAAUACGUAUUAAAAAAAGGGAUGAACUCUGUUGAAAUUUGAACCUUCUGUGCUUAUCCAAAAACUUAGUCCUUACUCUUAGCAAUAUCACGCUAUAUAAUUAUUAAUGAUUAUUACGCUAGUACGUUAACGGCUGAUGCAACUAAGUAUUAUAAAAUAUAAGACACGCCUAAUCUCAUCUGGCUCUAAAUCCAGUCCUUUAUUACCAUAAACAUGUACCUGGGGGCCUACCACGAAAUCGAAAUUCGCAAAUUGCGGGGAUCUUUCUCUUUUACUCUAAGUAAGACGUAAUUAGAGUGACAGAGAAAAAUGCCCGCAAUUGACGAACUUCGAUUUUCGCGGUUAUAGCGCUGUAGUCCUGUAUACACUAUACAACUAUAUGUAUAUGUAGAAGUAAAUUGAAGCAUCAGCUUUUUUAGAAGUUUUCUAGCUAAUUUUUUGCUUAAAGAAAUAAGAUUACACUUUAAAUGACUGGUGAAAGGUUUCUGAUAUAAGAAAAAGCAAUACUAAAAUAUUACAUAUACACCAGCUUUAUGGUCGAAAUUACUUGGGAUAAACAAUCUUUAACCUAACCAUGUGGGCACGAUGAAUUAAUAAACGGAUACUUUUGAAAUUUAUGUUUAUCCCAGAAAUUUCAACUAUAGGUACCUUUAUUUACGUCCAAUUACUAGUGCAUUAAGUAGACAUGCUUAGAGUCAAUGAUACUUAGUACUAUCAUUAUUUAUUGUGAUAUUUUAAUUAUAGAGUGCAAUUAAUAAAUGAUAAGUUAUAUUUAAUUGCAAUGGUACAAAAAACAAGUUAAAAGCAAAUCAAAUGUUUAAGGUGAAAAAUAUAUUAUAAUUUUAUUAUAAGAUAAAGGUGUUCUUUAGUAAAUACAAUGAUAUUAAAAACGCUUACAAUACAUAUUAUAUAAAAUAUGAUUAUGUUUAGCAGUCAUAAAUCAAGCUUUUGAAAUUAUGCUAUGUGAAAGUAAAGAACAAUCUUUUGUAA